This is a messenger RNA of Triticum turgidum subsp. durum (durum wheat), 2373 nucleotides long. The record is from the annotation of a GenBank genome assembly. NCBI's taxonomy places the organism in Eukaryota, Viridiplantae, Streptophyta, Magnoliopsida, Poales, Poaceae.
AUGCUGCAGCACCAGCUGCGGGGCACGGUGCGCCUCGACCCCUCCGGCGCCUGCGCGCUCCAGCUCACGCGCUUCGACCUCCUCGCCGCCUCCCCCUCCGCGCGCUUCUGGGCCGCCGACGGCCCUUCCCUCGACGACCUCGCCAAAGGCCGCCCCUUUUCGCCGCUCCCGCUCAACGCCACCUUCCGCAACGAGACGCUCCGCCUCCCCUUCUCCGCCCCGCUGCCGCCGCUCCUCGCCAUCUUCGACCCCGACACCUCCUCCGACCUCGGCCACGUCUUCCUAUCCGCCGUCUCCAACUCCUCCAACACCACCGCCGCUCUUGCCUCCCGGAUCGCCGCGCCCACCAUGUUCGACAACUGCGUCCAGCUCUCCGAGGGCUACCGCCUUCGCUGGACGCUCAAUGUGUCCGCCGGCGAGGUCGACAUCGGCCUUGAGGCUGCCGUUGGCUCCGAGUACUACAUGGCUUUCGGGUGGGCCGACCCCAAGGCCAACUCCCCCGCCAUGGUCCGCUCGGACGUUGUCGUCGCCGGCUUCACCGAGGAAGGUAUGCCCUUCGCAGAGGACUACUACAUUACCGACUACAGCGAGUGCACCAUGGGGAAGGAUGACCUGCCAGUGUCGGGAGUGUGCCCGGACAGUGCUUAUGAUGACGGGAGGAACGAUUCCAGGCUGGUUUAUGGGCACCGGCGCGAUGGCGUGUCUUUCGUCAGGUACAAGAGGAAACUCGAUAGUGAAGAUGACAAGUAUGAUGUGCCUGUUGGUGCCACGGAGGAGAUGGCUGUGGUCUGGGCCAUCGGGAAGCUGCGUCCGCCGGACACUCUGCGCCCACACUACCUCCCGCAGAACCAUGGGGGGCCGAGGGACGAAACCUUUGGAUUGAUGAGGGUCAAUUUGUCCGAGGUGGUGGACAGUUGCCUUGGACCGUUGGAUGCUGACAAUAAGCAAGACCAGGACAGGAUCAUUGCCGAUGGGAAGACACCGCUGGUUGUGACAUCCGCUCCAGCAUUGCGCUACCCAAACCCACCAAACCCGGACAAGGUGAUAUACAUCAACAAGAAGGAGGCGCCACUGCUGAAGGUUGAGAGGGGUGUGCCGGUGAAGUUCUCAGUGCAGGCUGGUCAUGAUGUGGCACUGUAUGUCACUUCAGACCCCAUCGGUGGAAAUGCCACUUUGCGGAAUAAGACUGAGGUCAUAUAUGCCGGUGGCCCUGAUGUUCAUGGUGUGCCAGCAACCCCCACAGAGCUGGUUUGGCUGCCUGAUAGGAAUACACCUGAUCUUGUCUACUACCAGUCGGUGUAUGAAGCAAAGAUGGGGUGGAAGGUUCAAGUGGUAGAUGGAGGCCUCAGUGACAUGUACAAUAACAGUGUAUUGUUGGAUGAUCAGCAGGUUACUCUGUUUUGGACUCUGUCCACUGACUCUAUAUCCAUAGCAGCUCGAGGUGAGAAGAAAAGCGGGUGUAAAUCAGAAGAUGGCGUUAUUACAUUUGAGUUUACACGUCCUCUUAAGCCUUCCUGUACUGGAAAGGUAGAGUGCAAGAAUAUUAUUGAUCCAACCACACCUCUCAAGGUUGUUUGGGCCAUGGGUGCAAGCUGGUCAGGAGAUGAUCUGACGGACAGUAAUAUGCAUUCGGUCACAAGCAGUCGCCCCAUACGUGUUCUUUUGUUGAGAGGUUCAGCUGAGGCAGAACAGGACUUGCGGCCCGUUCUGGCUGUGCAUGGAUUUAUGAUGUUUGUGGCCUGGGGCAUUUUGCUUCCUGGUGGAAUAUUGGCUGCUCGGUAUUUGAAAAGCUUGAAGGGAGACGGGUGGUACCAAAUACAUGUCUAUCUGCAGUAUUCUGGGAUCUCUAUAAUGUUCCUUGGCGUCCUUUUUGCUGCAGCUGAGCUCCGAGGUUUCUAUGUCGAUUCAGUGCACGUCAAGUUUGGUUUGUCAGCCUUACUGUUGGCAGCUUUUCAGCCACUCAAUGCCUAUUUCCGGCCCAAGAGGCCCGCUAACGGGGAGGUUCCACCCCAGAACCGUGUCCUCUGGGAGUACCUACAUGUCAUCACAGGCAGGUCAGCAAUUGUCGUCGGAGUCGUGGCGCUUUUCACCGGAAUGAAGCAUUUAGGCCACAGGUAUGACAGUGAAAAUGUAGAGGAGCUCACCUGGGCCUUGAUGCUGUGGGUGCUUUCCGCCAUAGUUAUAGCUCUGUCCUUGGAAUAUAAAGAGGUCAAACGAAGGGGCGGCGACCGAAGCUUCAGAGGGCACUGGGUUCUAGGUAACACCGAGGAAGAUGACUCGGUUGAUCUCUUGCAUCCUGACAGCUCUGCCAGGAGUUCAGAAUCUAGGCCUUCUGGUGUAAUGGAGGUGCAGCUUGAGCCUCUCACUAGAUGA